GGCGAGGAGAGAGCAAUGCUAAAUCAAGGGUACAGUAGGCACACAGACACCUAAGGAAAGGGAUUGGGGAGGAGGAGGUGUGUGUCUAUUAGAGACUCUCAGGAAGGCUCAGGCUUACUCUCCUCCCAGGUAUCUGCCAGCAAUGAACAUGUCAGUGUUGACUUUGCAGGAAUAUGAAUUCGAGAAGCAAUUCAACGAGAAUGAGGCGAUCCAGUGGAUGCAGGAGAACUGGAAGAAGUCCUUUCUAUUUUCAGCAAUGUAUGCUGCCUUUAUAUUUGGUGGCCGGCACCUAAUGAAACAACGAGAAAAGUUUGAGCUAAGGAAGCCCCUUGUCUUGUGGUCCCUCAGCCUUGCAGUUUUUAGUAUAUUUGGUGCUGUCCGGACAGGUGCUUACAUGUUAUACAUUUUGAUGACCAAAGGACUCAAGCAGUCAGUUUGUGACCAGAGUUUCUAUUAUGGACCAGUCAGCAAAUUCUGGGCCUACGCAUUUGUACUCAGCAAAGCACCAGAGUUGGGAGAUACUAUUUUCAUUAUCCUUAGAAAACAGAAGCUCAUCUUUCUUCAUUGGUAUCACCAUAUAACAGUAUUACUUUAUUCAUGGUACUCGUACAAGGACAUGGUAGCUGGUGGAGGUUGGUUUAUGACCAUGAACUAUGGAGUGCACGCCGUAAUGUAUUCCUACUAUGCCUUGCGUGCAGCUGGCUUUAGGGUAUCGCGUAAAUUCGCCAUGCUGAUCACGUUAUCCCAGAUCACUCAAAUGCUCAUCGGCUGCGUGGUGAAUUAUCUGGUCUUCUCAUGGAUGCAACAAGGACAGUGCCCAUCCCACGUACAUAACAUUGUGUGGUCCUCCAUCAUGUACCUCAGCUACUUUGUGCUCUUCUGUCACUUCUUCUUUGAAGCAUAUAUCACCAAAACCAGGAAAACUGCCAAGGCUGACUAACCGUGGAACCUAAUGCCAAGUCAUACCUCAGGGUCAUCAAAAAUUCAAGAAAAGAGAAACACACAAACAAAACCGAAUUGGGAGUAAGCAAUUAAUUUAAAGGCACAAAGAAAAAUCAUAUCUCAAGCACUUAGAUCCUAGAGACAAAAAUGUAUUAAAAUAUAUUUAAGAAUUGUCUUAUAAAUGAAGCUGAUAUGUGCAUUCUGUACUACAGGUAAUCCAAGGAACCAUGGGAAAUUAACCCAGAAGUACAGGUCAUAUAGGAGAAAUACUAUGUUUUCCAUUAUAACCUGUUUUUACUACUGCCCAAAGCAAGUUAUCUGCAUAGAGUGGUAUUUAUUUCAGGGGUAUGUGAGGGUGAGCAAAAGGCUACGUAGAGUAGAAUAAAACAUGUUUGUUUAUUGUUUAGGUUUAAUAUAUUGGUUUUGAUGUUCUAAAGUGGACAAGUUAAAAGAAAACAUACGUAAGGAAACUAAAUCGAACAUUUAGGAUGCUUGCCCAAUGUUGUGUAUUGUGUGCAGCUGCAGUUCUUAUUAUUAUGCAAACAAACCACUUGCCCAAGAUGGUUGCUACAGGAUUAAUAUUAGACUUCAAUUGUACAUAUCCGCUAGAUCUUGUGUCUGGCGUGAUCGACAUCGGACUUGUACAGCUGCUUUGUAUUGACAGCUGGCAUGGAGAGUAGACAUAUCAAAGCCUCACCAGUCUCCGUGGAACUACCUGUGGACUACAUAGCAAACGUUUCCUAGAAGGGGUGGAGAGAGUACCUGCUUAGAAAGGUCAUCCGAAUGUUUCACUCUGAGUGACAUAAAAGCCUGUUUUUUACAUAAGAAUAUCUAAAAGCCGAAAAUCAGUCAUGUUUUCUAUUUUUCUGAACUGUCAGACUAUUACUGCAGGGCUGUGUGUGUGUGAGUUCGGUAACACUGUGCUUUUGUAUUUGCUUUUGAAGCGGUACAGAAAUGAUUAAAGUGCCCUCUUCUGGUACACAUAGAAAAUACAACACACAAGAUCUUUGCUACAACCCAAUGUUUUUUAGAUUCAACCCCCAAAAGGGAUUACCAAAUCCUUUAACAAUCUCAAACCAUAAUCCAAGGGUCUUAUCUUCAGUCUCCUGUAUUUUUCUAUGUCCACAUGUAUUGAAAGCAGACAAACAUGCGAAGGGUACCAGUGUACCCGGGGAUGAAACUGAGAGCUCAUGUUGUUGUAAAGCCAUAUUAUUUAGAUCAUAAAAGUGUUCUGUCUGUUAUAACAAAGUCCAGAGAAGCCAAAUAUGUGUACAAUUUCCUAGUAUUUCAAAGAAACACUUAAUGUAACUUGAUGUUAAAUGUUUUAAUGUAGUCUUAAUUGUAUUAGAUAGUUUAAUAUAAUAGCAAAUUAGUCAAGAGGGAUUAGAGGCUGCAGUCAUGCAUCACAGUACAGUAAGUUAUACUGUAAGUAAAAACCUAUAGGAAACAUGCAGUCAUCAUUGUACUACCCUGUGGUAUAUAGAAGCACAUUUCCUAGCUACUUCAAAAGCGUCUUUAAUUUUCAAAAGUGUAAAACAAGGGAUUUUUUUUUUAUUUUUUUUAAUUUAGCUUUAAUGGUGCUGCCAUCCAUGCUGCUUAUUUUAAUUUUUUUAAAUUUUUUUUCAGUUUCCUGGUAGAAAUGGCAGAGGCGAUAUAGUGUCUCAUUUAGAGGAGAAAAUAAUUGAAAAAAAAGACGUAUGUUAUGAUGCAUUAUGGUCAUUCAGAAUAAAGAGGAGAACGUGCAGUUCACUAUUGUAACAAACAAUAAAGUUUACAUUUAUGUUAAAGCAUUUGGUGGUGGAUUUUCUCAUGACUUGAUUUGUCUUAGAUUACGUUUGCCUUUAUCUGUUACAGAACUUGUAAACCCCAUAGUUAAAGGAUAUAUAAAUACAUAUUUGCAACUCGUUUUUUUUUAAUGCUUCGGUGCAUCUAAAAUAAAAUGAAGCAACUGUGCCAAGUUUUCACCAAACAUUUUUUGUGUGUUC
Hyla sarda is the source of this 2927-nucleotide messenger RNA. RefSeq names its product ELOVL fatty acid elongase 6 (gene ELOVL6). Gene Ontology annotation, cellular component: endoplasmic reticulum; endoplasmic reticulum membrane. NCBI's taxonomy places the organism in Eukaryota, Metazoa, Chordata, Amphibia, Anura, Hylidae. The record is from RefSeq and is a predicted model, not a curated record. The transcript is spliced from 4 exons. Bases 143 to 940 code for a protein of 265 amino acids. Gene Ontology annotation, molecular function: fatty acid elongase activity. Gene Ontology annotation, biological process: very long-chain fatty acid biosynthetic process; fatty acid elongation, polyunsaturated fatty acid; fatty acid elongation, monounsaturated fatty acid.